This is a messenger RNA of Rhineura floridana, 2672 nucleotides long. It is a transcript of the gene RAB20, whose product is annotated as RAB20, member RAS oncogene family. The coding region runs from base 1929 to 2630 and encodes 233 amino acids. Gene Ontology annotation, cellular component: endomembrane system. The transcript has 3 exons. NCBI's taxonomy places the organism in Eukaryota, Metazoa, Chordata, Lepidosauria, Squamata, Rhineuridae. Gene Ontology annotation, molecular function: GTP binding; GTPase activity. Gene Ontology annotation, biological process: intracellular protein transport. The record is from RefSeq and is a predicted model, not a curated record.
CAAACGCACGUCCUCUGCAGGAGCAACGAUUGUCUUCUAUAUUCCGCUCUGACUCGGAAGCGCCAGUUGUACCCUCGUGAUCGAGAGAUGCAAAACCGCGUUUGCACUGAGAUGGCGAGGCUGCUUUGCUAGGUAAGCAUCUCGCUCCGAGUAAGACAACGCGCCCUACCUGCCAUAGCCUUCUGUCCUCUGGCGAGCCGUCCAGGAUUUGCAUCAAAACUCCACCCUGCAGCGGCUCCCCUUAGUCCAGUUCCACAGAAGGGCCCCCUCGGGCAGAGCGCGGAAAGACCCGAAGGCUCACGCUCCCAUCAUCCGACCGCGCCUCUGAAGUACCGCCGCUCUCACCCCUCCCUCCUGCACAUGCGUGGGAGAACACACCCUCUUGGACAUGCGCAGUAAACUGACCCAUAGCUAGCACCCCUAUACGCUAUGAGACAAACCAAAAGAGUCACACAACCGAAGUCUGAAGACGGGACUUUCUGCCAAUUUUUGACAGCGCACCAAUUCGUCGGAAGGGACAGCUAGUACUCGUGGAAAACGGUGAAGAAACUCAGAAUUUUAUUGUUGCUGGAAUUGGCUAGCCCCCCACAAAGCCGAAAAGACAGGAAUUCUUAUUCUAACUUCUGUUUUAAUUAAUGUGAAAAACGAGGUCGACCCAUUUUAUCAAAGUCACCUUUCCGAAGAAAAUAAAAGCUCAGUCCAUCCUUAUUAUCCUUAACGUCACAGAUGGGGGGUGGAGUGAGCGGCUGUUACAGUAAUCCUGCGUGACGUGUCCGUGAGCUGCGGGGGCAGUGGCAGACCCCCAACCUUUGGUCCCCUCUGCGUGGCAGCGUCCCGCACCGCCGCUCCGCCGACACCGGAUGGAGAAAUCUGAGUGUGAACGUUGUUGGGUUAUAACCAUCCCUGUUACACGAAUAUUUGGGGGACGGGUGGAGGUAGGCGAAGAGGAUGAAAAAGUGUACAAGAACCCUUCAGUGUAGUCCACUGCUAGCCAGCAUCUCGGCAUUUUAAGGAAAGAAGAAAAUGAAAACGCCUGCGGGGAAGGCGCUGGCUGCGAUGUUGAUCUCAGCAAAGCAGGGGCGGGAUGUUAUCGCUUUCCCUGAAGUCUAUAAGUUUGCCAUCAAAAUUGCACUACCCCAGCACAGCAGCCUUCCUACCCGCACGUAAGAAACGGGAAUAUUUCUUGGAGGAAGGACAAUUUUGAUGCAAAAGCAGUCUGCAGAAAAGGGAUUAAUUUCCCCCAUUCCAAGCACUUCAGAUACAGUUAACUUCCCAGCACCCACCUCAUUAAAAAAAACUGAACCUCGAUUGCAAACUGAUUAACUGAAGUGCUCGAAAACCGCCUUGUUACUCCCACGUUAAUACGGAAACCGAGCAGAACUAUUUCCCCUUUAUUAAGUCUACGAGCAAAAUUAAAUUAACCACAGAGGUAAAAGAAAAAAACGAAAAGAAGCAUCUCGCUGUUUUCCUAGAGGGCAUUUCCUGGGUCUCACAAGGAAGUGAGAGUUGUAGCAGAAAUCCAGACGUUUAACGCAGCGAAUUCCAUAGUCGGUGUGACGAAGCUCCAAGUUCUGUCCUGAAUGCAACUUCAAUGGGGAGAAGAGCUGCUCUGAGUUCAAGGAAAUGCAAGCGCUGCCUAAGAGUAGCGAACCUGCGUGCAUUUGCAACCCUACGAAUACGAGGCGCAAGAGAGCCGCUGCGCUUCCCUGGACUGCGCGGGGAACCCUCCCGGCCCGGCGCCUUCGAGCGGCGAAGCGUCACUCGCCGCCCCGCCCUGCAGCGGCCGCGGCGUCCCUGCCCGCCUUCCUUUUCCAUCCUCUUCCAGAAGCGGCGGCAGCCAAGGCCCGCCCACCGCUGCCGGCUGCCGAAGUUUGCUGAAGUGGCUCCGAGCGGCUCCCGUAAAGGACUGAGCGGGGCUGGAAAGCGCCAUGAAACCCGACGGCAAAGUGGUGCUGCUGGGCGACAUGAACGUGGGCAAGACGUCGUUGCUUCACCGGUAUAUGGAGCGGCGCUUCCAGGACACCGUCAGUACUGUCGGUGGGGCUUUCUACCUGCAGCAGUGGGGCCCCCACAACAUCUCCGUCUGGGACACCGCAGGUCGUGAGCAAUUUCAUGGACUUGGAUCUAUGUACUGCCGAGCAGCAGAAGCUGUUAUCCUCACCUAUGAUGUAACCAACUUGCAGAGCAUCAUGGAACUUGAGGAUCGGUUCCUGGUAUUGACAGAUACUGCCAGUACAGACUGUAUCUUUGCUAUUGUUGGGAACAAAGUGGAUCUCACAGAUGCUUGUGCCCUUCUUCCAGAAAUGGAAGGUGAAUGUCAAAUUGAGCAGCCCAUCAACAGUCUAAUUUCUACCAAGAUAAAGAAACAAGUCCAUAUGGAUGAUGCCAUAGCACUUUAUAAGAAGAUUCUAAAAUACAAAAUGUUGGAUGAGAAGAAUGCUCCAGCAGCAGAAAAAAUGUGUUUUGAAACUAGUGCAAAAACGGGGUAUAAAGUGGAUUGUGUGUUUGAAACGGUAUUUGAGAUGGUGGUACCAGUAAUUUUGCAGGAGAAAGCUGAACGGUCACUACAAACUGUGGAUUUAAAUAAUUUCAAGACAGCAAAAAACACACAGUCCAGCUGCUGCAGAUAAAUAACAUAUGCAAGGCUACAAUUAAAAAACAUAAAGAUCAAC